Molecule: messenger RNA, 1078 nt
Organism: Cuscuta campestris
Lineage: Eukaryota; Viridiplantae; Streptophyta; Magnoliopsida; Solanales; Convolvulaceae
Source: the annotation of a GenBank genome assembly
ACAUAUAUUAAUUUGUUAGACCAUAAGGGAUAAGACUUUUAAGGUCUUUAUUCUGUUUCGGCCCAGGCCCAUGAAUUCUCGGGACCGGCCUUGGAAAUCUAUAUUUGUGCGUUCUAUGAAUUUUGAAGAUGCGAGGGACUAAUUUCCUAGGGUUGUUUGACUGGAUGGAGAAAUGUUCAAAUCAGCCUUUGAAAGUCUGAAAUAGAACUUGAAUUGAUCUAUUUGAUUGGGUAGAGUUUGUUUUUUAGCUCUCCUAUUUCCCAUUGCAGAAGCUUGCUAUGCAUGCUUUCAUCAAUCUUCUUCUUUUUUCUUUAAGGUUGAAAAAACAUGGCCACAUUGAAGGAGAUCAUAACUCGGCGUCCCUUAGCAGCGACGAUCCGACUAAGGGUUGAUGCUGGCGCGGCAAAACCAGGGCCACCAGUGGGUCCGGCCUUGGGUCAAUACAAGCUGAACUCCAUGGCUUUCUGCAAGGACUUCAAUGCCCGGACGCAGAAUUACAAGCCAGGAACGCCAAUGUCUGUCACCAUUUCGGCCUUCAAGGAUGGAACAUUCGAAUUCACCGUGAAGUCACCUUCGGUCAUGUGGUACCUGAAGAAGGCGGCUGGGGUGGAGAGCGGCAGCAGCCGUCCUGGCCAUGUCACCGCCUCAACCAUAACCCUAAAGCAUGUGUAUGAGAUCGCGAAGAUCAAGCAGAGCGACCCUUAUUGCCAGUACAUGUCUCUGGAGUCCAUUUCUAAGUCCAUUAUUGGCACUGCCAACUCGAUGGGGAUUAAGGUGCAGAGAGAACUGGACUAAGGCGCGUUUGGUAAGGUUUAUUUUUUUACUGAAAUGAUGCGAUGUCUUUGUUUUUUGGGGAAUCAAACGAGUGUUUUUUUCAAUAUACAUUACUUCUUCCAUGGUGCUGUCUAAUUGAGUGUUUUGAAUCAUUAGCAUUGUUGUCCUUAUUGUUCACAAGCUCUCCAGCUUUGUGACCUUGUGGGAUUUUUGUGGUUUCAUUUUUUGCCCUUUUAUGUGCUCUAAAAUUUGGAUAAAAUCAAAUUGAAUUUGGAUCACACAUAAGUAAAAUAGUAAUUAAGAU